Molecule: messenger RNA, 2386 nt
Organism: Sorghum bicolor (sorghum)
Lineage: Eukaryota; Viridiplantae; Streptophyta; Magnoliopsida; Poales; Poaceae
Product: F-box/FBD/LRR-repeat protein At1g13570
Exons: 5
Coding region: 686-2245 (519 amino acids)
Molecular function (GO): protein binding
Source: RefSeq, a predicted model, not a curated record
UCUUGAAAAUUUUUGCGAGACUCAUUCCUCCUCGAUCCAGUGUAUUGGUGUUUUGUUCUAGACGUCGUCCCCACAAACGUUUCCGCACGACGCGUGGCCAGCGCAACGCCCGAUGGAUGGAGACUACUGUAUGCUAUUGCUAUCUCGUCCCCGACGCGAACUCUACUUCCGACAUCCGUUCUGUUGGGCUGGGGACGCGGACUCUACUUCCGUUCCGUUCCGUUGGGCAAGCGGGGUAACGUACGCUUUGCGGCCGUCGGCUACUCGUCUGGCCAGACGUGAACGUCUUGAUCUGGGUCAAGCGCCCAAUACUCGGAUCACAAAAGGAUCGAUGGAGUAGUAGCGUGUGUGUGUGUAUACGAUGAGAAGUCGCGUAUAUAGGGAGUAUAUAUAAAAGAAGUCGCGGUACGGUCCUGCCACCGUACCGCAGUCGAGCACAGAUCGAGUUUGCAUCUGGAGCUGCAGGUACUCCAACCGUCGUCUGCACAUCGCUUCUCCCUCCCACACGCCUGCCUGCCAUAAUGUUCGAUCUUUUCUAGUCGAAUUGAAUUGAUUCUGUCGAGUGGAUGGGGAAUCCUGUGAUUUCCAAUUUCAAAUGAGUUGCGAGGUUUCAUAGUCCUUGAUAUUCUUGUAUGUACCAAACAGUUGGACAGCUCUUCAUUAGUGAAAAUAGUAACCGGAGCAUAUGGUGAGGAAUUCAGAACAACACCUGCAUGGGGCAGUUGCUAAGAGAAGAAAAGUAGCAAGAAAUUCACUUUGCAACCUCCCGAUGGAUAUUUUAUCAACGAUCUUGUCGCUGUUGCCAAUAAAUGAUGCUGUAAGGACAAGUGUAUUGUCAAGAAAAUUGAAGCAUGUUUGGCGUAGCCACACCAACCUAAAUUUUGAUACAGGUACAAUGAGGAAAGGUUAUUUCAGGCCCUCAAAAGGUUAUUAUUCAGGCCUCAAGGAUAAUGAAUUUGUUACAAGGGUUGAUACAGUCGUUCAGCAGCACAAUGGAACAGGGGUUGAACAUAUGAAAAUUAGGUUUCGCUUGCACAGUAAGCAUGCAGAUCAUAUUGAUAGCUGGGUUAGCGUUGCCAUCGCGUCGAAAACAAAGGAAUUUGUUAUUAAUUUAUCAGGUGGGUCUAGGGGUAUAUUUUUCCUUCGGGGUGGGCGGAUAAGGCGGAUGGUAGGAGAAGAACCAUAUAGUUUUCCUUCACAGUUUUUCAGCCCCAACAAUUGUUCGCACUUGCGGUGUCUGGAGCUUUGGAGUGUGUCUUUGCAGCUGCCUUCUGAUUUCAAAGGAUGCCUGAACCUCAAGAGUCUUACCUUAGUGGAUGUGAGUAUCACAGAUGAAGAUGUUCAGUGUAUACUAUCUACAUGCAAUCUUCUGGAGUUUCUUGAGAUUUCCUAUUGUAGCAUGGUUACUAGCAUACGAAUGCUUCAUCCAUUGGACCGGCUUAUGCAUUUGGUAGUGGAUAUCUGCCGAAAACUGCAAGAAAUUGAGCUCAACUGUAGCCUAACAACAUUCCAGUACAGUGGCCGCACGGUUCCAUUGAAAUUUGCUUCAACAUCCAGGCUGACAAAUAUUAAUGUUGUGUUCUUGACUGACCAAUCUGCCCUUUCCUACAUGGUCACUGGUUUCCCAAGUACUUCGCCAAGGCUCGAGACUCUGACCUUAUAUUGUUAUGAGCAUGAGAGAACACUUGUACCUGAAGGGCCUUUCAAAUUUACUUGUCUACGGGAUUUGAGGUUGGAUUUAGUUUUCGCUGGCAAAGGAACCAGAAAUGUCGAUGUCCUUGAUUACGCUUAUCUCCUGGAGAUUGCUCCUUUCAUGGAAAAAAUGGAGUUGCGUAUGUGGAUACGGUGGCACCAUCAACCAUAUUGCAAAGAAGACGGAGAGCUAAGGAUUGGUCUCCCACACCAGCACGCCCAUCUCAAAUAUGUUCGUAUCAGUGGCUUUUUUGGCCACAAAGACCAGGUGGAGCUGGCACUUCACAUCCUUGGCAGUUGCAUGGUGCUCGAGAAGAUGGUGAUCACCCCAAAGCUAGAAAUAUCAACUAGCCAUUUUCAAUUAUCGGUCUCUGAAUAUAAGCAGCAUUACGUGGAUGGCCAUCGGGUCGCCACUGAAUUUGUCUGCAAAGCAGAUCAUCGCAAUGUUGUUAAUGUGGUAAAGGUGCGUACUGAGAAGCUGAGAUUCAUACCACCUGGCCCCCGUGACGGCGAGGAUCUGAAGAGGAGGGCUGUCGCGCUGACGACGACAUAGAGGACGUCCUCGUCCCGUGUAUAGUGCGCUAAAAUUUUUGGAGAUGAGAAAGUAGACUUGUCCAGAAUGUUUGAGCUGUUUUGACACUGUCGAAUCUGUUAGAUGUGCUCAGUUUUUUUUUCUGAGUAUUUGCUAACAUUA